GGCAUGCACAUAUCUUUUAAGUACAACGAAACAUCCUUUUUCUACAAUCACUAAUUAUCAUCAGAAGUUAUACAAAAGCUUGUGGUGGUGAUUAUCGCCACUUCAAAAUUCAGAAACAAGAAAGAAAUUAACCAUGGGAGCUGAAAUUUCAACCCCCAAGCAAGCAAAUACACCAGUGUUGGAGACCAAACCAUCGACGAUAUUUGAACGAAAGACAUCUCAGCUCACAGAGGUCCACUCUAAAAAACUAUGGAAGACUCGCUUUCAUGCCUCGAAAAAUACUAAUACACUGGUGGUGAUUGAUUUCACAGCUAGCUGGUGCGGACCCUGUAAGUUGAUGGAACCCACCAUUAAAGACUGUGCUGCCAAGUUCACAGAUAUCGAGUUUUUCAAGAUCGAUGUCGACAUGUUAGGGGAUGUGGCUGAGGAGUUCGAAGUUGAUGCAAUGCCGACGAUUGUUCUCAUGAAGAACGGCGAAGAACUUGAUAGGGUGGUCGGAGCCAAGCCCGGCGAGUUACUGCAGAAGAUUGAGAAACACAGGGUUUAAUCACACCAUCAAACUCUUUUUUCCUCUCAUGUACAUAUAUAUAUUUAUACUGCUGGCACAGAGUAUAUGUAUGUAUGGUUUAUAGAGGACGAGAGAGAGAGAGUGAUAGUAGCAUCGAUCCUUCGACAAGUUUCAAUUUAAUAAAAUGAUGUAUGCAUUUUAUCUUGGAAUAUUAUAUGUUUUGACUCA
Carica papaya (papaya) is the source of this 736-nucleotide messenger RNA. Its product is annotated as thioredoxin H-type-like. NCBI's taxonomy places the organism in Eukaryota, Viridiplantae, Streptophyta, Magnoliopsida, Brassicales, Caricaceae. The record is from RefSeq and is a predicted model, not a curated record.